Molecule: messenger RNA, 1791 nt
Organism: Sinocyclocheilus rhinocerous
Lineage: Eukaryota; Metazoa; Chordata; Actinopteri; Cypriniformes; Cyprinidae
Gene: prr11
Product: proline rich 11
Exons: 10
Coding region: 62-1051 (329 amino acids)
Cellular component (GO): nucleus; cytoplasm
Source: RefSeq, a predicted model, not a curated record
GAGGGUAAACAAUAAGGAACUAUUUUCAAAAUCAGACAGACAUCUGCCAGCAACUCCGGAUAUGCUUGGAUUCGGGGUCCUCGGCAGUGCCUUUCAGCGGCGGAGGAAGAGAAAUGGCUGCAGUCGACGCUGGGCCAUAAAGAGCAAGAUGCCACUUGGGACUCCUGCCAUACCAACGGCCCCUGUUCCAGACAACAAAUCAAAGGGGGACACUAUGGAGGAGACAAGUGUUCAAGCCACUAAACAGCUGUCUUCGUCACUAAGUAUUGGAGCUCUGUUUUCUGCAGUUGGACGUGUUAUGCAAAAAUGCAGAAAGACGAUUAAUCAAAUCUGUUCGGGUCUCCUGAAUGUCGUCUUUAUCUGGAGAGGCUAUUCAGAAAGAGUGGAGUCCCUUCACCAAAAACUAGAGGAGCUGCAAAGGGAAAUCGCACUAUUGCAUUCCACUUUGAAGCUGUACCGUGAAGCCAAGACUGUAGGUGGUCAAUGUGAAAUGCCUGAUGGUGUUCAGCACUCUCUACCUCCGCCACCACCUCCUCCUCCCCCGCCUCCUCCUCUUCCUCCUCCUCAAAUUCUGUUGACACUUGCUGCUCCGAAGAUGGCCUCACUUCCGCCAAAACCUACACAAACUAGCUCUCUGAAGGAGAAGCAAAAUGGCCCUGCUGCUGUGACUCUUCGAGCUCUUCAAGCAGUACGACUAAGGAAAGUGACUGCAGGCCAAAAAACUCAGGUGUCUCCAGAGAGAAGAAGUUCACCACUGGUCACACUCGCAGACUUGCAGAAAGUCAGUUUACGCCGCUUUAAUCCUGACCUCCCCUUGAAGUCUAGAUCAAGCCUUUGCAGGACUGUCUGUAGGACACCAACCAAAAAUCCCAUGAAUCUUCGGGUACAGCUUCGAAAAGUCAACUUAAUGAGGAGUCCUGGUGGCACACCACUAUGUAACAAAGAGAAUGAUGUGAUGGAUUCAAGCAUGGAUCCGAGCAUGACCAGAGGUUUAGGAAACCAGUACCUGAGUGCUUUAACAAAAGGACUAUCACCACUCAAGGCUGUCUAAACAAAGAAAUUGACUGUUUUAUUUUUAUUGCAUGGCCAGUCUUCUUGUUGUUUUUUUACAUGUGUACUGUGACUGUGCUAAUAGCUUUGGUUCUCAUCAUACUGUCAUGUUACUACGUUAACUAUUUUAGUGACAGGACAGUAUUUGAUGUUACUCGCUGCUAUGUUAUUUUAUAUACUUGUUGCAUGUGAAAUGUGCUUCCUGCUGCUUUUAUAUCAGAACCCCCUUUUCAAAACAUGCUCACAAGCAUAAUAACAAAUGCACACUGUAUGAAAAUUAAAUGCACGUCAUCUUGAGCAUGUUUUUAGAUAUGGUUAAUUGUAUGAUUAGUAGAACUACAUAACUGAACAUGCGGUUCAGUGUCACUGUUACUGAAUAUGACUGUGGAACGUGCAAACUAACUCGGCUUUAAAAUAUAGUACUGUAUUGAAGUCUGUACAGGUGUGAGAAGUCAGUUAGUGGUCUAUAAAUUCAAUACGCCAUUGAUACCUUAUGUGUGUGUGUGUGGUAAAACGUGAAGCAAAGCUUGACAUAACCAGCCGUGUUACUGUGAGACUCAGGAUGUUUUAUUUCUAUGUAUUACUGUAUGUUUACCGGUGGGCUUGAGGCGUAACACCCAAUUACAUGUUACAAUGUCUUAAUGUUGUAUUUUAAGGGUCUUUUGCAAUAUUUCUCUAAAGCCACUUUUAUUUGUAUGCAAAAACUAUUGCAAGUAAUAAAAAACGUUUAAUAAAUAUUGU